Molecule: messenger RNA, 765 nt
Organism: Fusarium musae
Lineage: Eukaryota; Fungi; Ascomycota; Sordariomycetes; Hypocreales; Nectriaceae
Exons: 1
Coding region: 1-765 (254 amino acids)
Source: RefSeq, a predicted model, not a curated record
AUGAGUGAUGCCGAAGAUCAGACACUAUGGUAUCAUACUCUUCCGCGAGAUACAAAUCUCGCGAGAAUCAAGGAAAACGCAAGCAACAUUCUAUGUUCUCCACGAGCCUUCAAGUACACGGAGGGUGAACUCCUCGCACAUGUUCGACAGCUUGACGAUGAGCUUGAAGAAUGGCGCUUAUCAAUCAGUUCAAGCUAUCGACCGCGGUUAUCCAUCUCAUCAGAUUUGGUGUUCGGAGUCCCUGCAUCUCUGAGUGUGAGAGAUCGGAUGAAGGAGAGGACAUAUUUCAUAAACCUGCAGCUCGAUUACCUCUUCACCAUCAUCAACAUCCACACCCUAGUUCGAAAAUGUGGCGAUUUCGAGGAGAAUCUUCCAGAUGAUCUCCAUAGCGUAGUUGAAUCCAGCGCUGAUCUUUCCAUCGAGGCGAGUCGUUCCAUCUUCCGAAUCCUGGACCAAAUAGUGGAACUCUGGGAAGAAGACGCGUUGUGGAUGGUAUCGCACUAUGCGCCUAUGGCUGCGAUGCCACUUUUCAUGAACAUUCUUAUUCACCCGCUUGGUUCUUCGGCGGAUGAUGAUCUGCAUAUCUUAUCGUCGAUAAGCAAAAUCACACGGAAAAUUCCUUCUGAUAGGCUUCCGAUGGAGGAGAUUGAGCAUAUUCAGGAAAUUAGUGAGUUUGUUAUGGAGCUUGUGCGAUUAAGUCACAGUGCGGCUUGGAAGGUCAAACGGGGAGAGAGAGAGCCUGAUCUUGAUAUCAUUCAUACAUAG